UUCAGGAGGGCCAUUUGAAAAGGUUCGCAGAGCGAGGCGGCACGUUAUAUUUAUAUUGCCUGUAUUAACUAUAAGAUUGAGGAUGUUUUAAUACAACCGUUAGCGCGAUAUUUUUAUUGACAGCGUAUGCGCCAAGGACCUCAAGUUUCAGUUCAAAUAAUGGCUGGAGAACAUUCAGGUGUUUUGAGGGGCAAAUCCUUCUACCUCCAUGACUUGAAGAGACAUCAGUCCGUCACACUCACUGACAUCAUCAGCCGACUGGGAGGGAAAGUAGACAGUUUUCUCACCAAGGAUGUGAAUGUGGUUGUGACGGGCAUUAAAGCACCUCAUCUGCAGAUGGAUGGUUCAUGUACUGCAGAGGGAAACCAAACUGGAACUCCCAAACCUCUGGUUUGUGGCAGUCGUGGAAAAGCAUUACUGGAAAAAGCAAUCCACAGCAAUAAGUAUCAGAGCAGUGUGUUGGCUAAUGCUCGUUCCUGGGGAGUCAAAGUCUACAAUGUUGACGAAUUUCUAAAGUUCAUCAAUCAUCUAAAUCAGAAAAUGAAGACAGCUAAGAAAAAAAGAAGCAAACUAACAACUCCUCAUGUUAAAGCUGGAGUCUUGAGAGGUCCUUACCUGAAAGUGGAGGACUCAAGUCGGAAAUUCAGACCAUACUAUGCACAGACUCUGAGUUUCCCAGUGGUGAGUUUCUCAGGAAAAUUUAGCCCUUUUGAGCCCCUUAUUCCUCGGCAGUCUAGUAGAAGUAAAGAAGUAGAUUCCAGCAAGGAUAAUCUCAGGAAGAAGGAAGACACUACUAGCAGCUGCAAUAAGUUGCAAGCACCACAUAAUGCAAGUGCCACACACAGAGGCCCAACUAAAAAAAGUUCAGGCUAUUGCGAGUGCUGCCACAUCGUCUACAAAGACCAGUAUGAGCACUUGCAGUCUGAAAUGCAUCGUUCUUUCAUUCAAAAUGACAGUAACUAUGCUGUAGUAGACCAACUAACAGCUGCUAUGGUUGCUAGCUUUGUUUAUAAUCUAAAUCUAGAAGUGGAUCCAACGCUGAUCAAGUCAUCAACAGGCUUCUCUCACUUCCAACUGAGUAAUUCAACUGCAAUGGUGCCGAAUUCUGUCAGCGAAAAUGAAAAAUCUCUCCAGAAUUCCCUUGUUCAAGAAUGUGAUUGUCUACCGGCAAAUACUGACAACAAGGCACACCCCAUUCCUAAACCUAUCCAGAGUACACAUGGUCAACAAAAUGCAACCUUGCAUCAUACAAUGCAGAAAAACUCUCCAGAUGCUCUUGACAAUGUCAAAUUAGGCUUUUACAUCAGCUGCACCACAAAGGUUCAGGACUUUCAAUCUGGUGUUCUCUGCAUGGAUAUAGUCCCACAUAACAUUUUUCCAAAAUCCCAGACAGUAGAGAAGAAAUCCAAGACCCCAUCUUCUGUCACACCCUCAGACACUCCUUGUAAAAUGCUCAUGCAAAGCUCUUCUGGAGACAACAAAAUCCCACACACCAUCACUGGUGAUAAAGUUCCUGGACCUCAGGAACGAUGUGAAGGUGGUCAUGAUCUACAUGUACUGCAUAUGCAAAGUGGUCUUAUAGGUGGAGUUCCUAACACGGUCAACUCUCAAAAACUAAAAUAUGAUUGGGAUCAAGGUUUAAAAAUUUGCUCAAACAGCCCUAAGAUGUUGCUCCAGCAAGGUGGAGAUGGUAAUUCUGAAAGUUGUGGCCAGAAUAUGUUGGACCAUAGAAAGUUGCCUUCAACGAAACAGUCACUGAAAUUUACUGAAGUCACUGAAAGUCCCGAGUUUGGCAUCUUUUCAAUACCACGUUUUUUACCAUUUCCACACUUGUCAGAUUACCCAUUUUCUAUAGUUAACUUAAAAAAGCGCUGCAGGUCCUUCACUCCAAGUCCAAAACUUGCUAAGAGAAGAAAGACUAGUCAAAGUGAAAAGUCAAACCCAAUUCAGGGGGUUUGCAGUGCUAACUUUAUAAGACAGUACUCAUCUGUAUUUUCCACCAUGUCAUGUUUACCAGUCUCCAUGGUGGGCUUUGCAACAGAGAUUCAUAAUCGAACUGGGGGUAGCAUACUACCAAACCAUGAGUCAACACUUGUGAAUCAGAUUCCUACAAGGCCUCCUCUAAAAUAUUUUACUCCUAGUACCCACUGUUUGCCUUAUCAGGUUGACCAACAGGACAGUGCUGCAAAGCAGCAUGAUUUGUGUCCAGUGGAAUCCCGAAUAACCACUUGCUCAUCUGAUUUGGACCCUCCUAAGUUGGUUCCUUUUUUCCAUGAAGAUCAAUAUCAACGCCAUCAGUUUCAUGAUCCUCCAGAACUGUUACCCUUUUUUUUCCAGACCCCUGAAGAUACUUCCCAUACAUCAGUCAGUAAAGCUCCAAACAGCUCUUUCCUGUCACACUCCGGAGCCUCUGUUUGCAUUGAAUCUGCUCUUCUUCCUAACCUCACGUGGUCCACGGCCUCUUCUGAGUCGGAUUGGGAUUCUGGUCUCUUGUCAUGGUUUACGGCUGGAGUUCCUCUUCAGGCUAAAGGGGGACAUGAUGACCUGGGUUUGUUAUUACAAAAGCCACAUACUGGCAUGCAGGAUGGGAGCUAUACAUCACGGUUGUGCUCCAUACUGCAACCCUCUUGACUAUCGUAAUUGGGAUCGAAGUUGCAUCAAUCUGAAACUUCUGCAAACUUCAUUUUUUACUUCUACAAUUAGAUUAAAGAAAUAGUUCACCCAAUACUUAAAAUUCCGUCAUCAAUUACUCACCCUCAAUUAGUUCCAAACCUGUAUGAAUUUCUUUGUUCUGCCAAACAC
Molecule: messenger RNA, 2802 nt
Organism: Puntigrus tetrazona (Sumatra barb)
Lineage: Eukaryota; Metazoa; Chordata; Actinopteri; Cypriniformes; Cyprinidae
Gene: dbf4b
Product: DBF4 zinc finger B
Exons: 12
Coding region: 127-2631 (834 amino acids)
Biological process (GO): regulation of cell cycle phase transition; positive regulation of nuclear cell cycle DNA replication
Cellular component (GO): Dbf4-dependent protein kinase complex; nucleus
Molecular function (GO): nucleic acid binding; protein serine/threonine kinase activator activity; zinc ion binding
Source: RefSeq, a predicted model, not a curated record